This is a messenger RNA of Aspergillus pseudonomiae, 1302 nucleotides long. Its product is annotated as dienelactone hydrolase family protein. Lineage: Eukaryota; Fungi; Ascomycota; Eurotiomycetes; Eurotiales; Aspergillaceae. Bases 111 to 845 code for a protein of 244 amino acids. The transcript is spliced from 3 exons. Gene Ontology annotation, molecular function: hydrolase activity. The record is from RefSeq and is a predicted model, not a curated record.
AGCUUCGUCGCACCCCCGUGAUUCCGCAGCUUUUUAUAUUUCAUAUUAAGAAAUUCCUCCAAAACUCCGAGUUAAUCAUUAUCUCAUUUACCCAUUUCAAAAAUUUUAAAAUGGCUUCUAACCCCCCUGGACCUUGCUGCGCCACUGGCUUCAAACAUGAAGGCAACCCAGUUGGUGAGAUCAAGAACGUUAACGGCGUCGAAACCUACAUUGUCUACCCCCAAGACAAGAGCACCGAGAAGGUUAUCGUCUUCCUGAGCGAUAUCUUCGGUAUCUAUAUCAACGCCCAGCUCCUCGCCGACGAGUUCGCCGCCAAUGGAUACACUUGUGUCAUCCCCGACCUUUUCCGGGGAGACGCUAUCAAGCUCAGUGACAUGGAAUCUGGAAAGGCCAACCUCCCCGCCUGGCUCCCCAAUCACCAGCCUAACCACGUCGACCCCGUCGUCGAGUCUACUGUUAAGUACGUCCGUGAAGAAUUGGGCGCUAAGCGUGUCGCGGCUGUUGGAUACUGCUUUGGUGCCAAGUAUGUCUGCCGCCACAUGAAAGAAGGCAAGAUCGACGUUGGUUUCAAUGCCCACCCUUCCUUCGUCACCCACGAGGAACUCGGUGCCAUCACCGGUCCUCUGUCCAUCGCUGCUUCCGAAAUCGAUACCAUCUUCACUACCCAGCUCCGUCACGAGUCUGAGGAGACCCUGAAGAAGACUGGCCAGCACUGGCAGAUCAACCUGUUCAGCGGUGUUUCCCACGGUUUCGCUGUCCGCGCGGACUUGAGCAACAAGCAUUUCAAGUUCGCCAAGGAGCAGGCUUUCUGCCAGGCUGUCAACUGGUUCAGGCAGUACCUGUGAACUAAAAGCAUAGACUGAUAAUUACUAGCGUGUUGUAUAUGUUCACUUCAUGCUAAUGAAUAGAUGUGAUGAAUGAUAUACUUUGAAUAGGCGUAUGUCUUGCAAUACCUAGCCUUGUCAUAGGCAAUUUGUAACUUCCACCAAAUAAAAAGUUCAUAUGCAUUUUCAAAGCAAGAUAGACUAAAAGGACGAGUAUUGAAACCGGGAAGUUAAGAGGCUCCACCGCCCAUGCUCUUUAAUUCUUCACUAACUUCAUAGCUAUGGUGGAUGGUUCUAUUCUUAGUAGCGGAUCGAUAAGGCUGUUGUUUAUUCCAUAAACUUGGCUGCCAGGAAGGCUUUGUAAUAUAUGUAUGAUGCAGACCAAUUACUCGCAACUUCUACAGAAUAGUAAGAGCUAAGAUCUACAAUUAUUAUGUAGAAAACAUAGGCCUUAGGCACCAUGUUGAUCAGCCUUGCC